Colletotrichum truncatum is the source of this 1665-nucleotide messenger RNA. RefSeq names its product MFS quinate transporter. Gene Ontology annotation, biological process: carbohydrate transport; transmembrane transport. The record is from RefSeq and is a predicted model, not a curated record. NCBI's taxonomy places the organism in Eukaryota, Fungi, Ascomycota, Sordariomycetes, Glomerellales, Glomerellaceae. Gene Ontology annotation, molecular function: carbohydrate:proton symporter activity. Gene Ontology annotation, cellular component: membrane.
AUGGCUGUCGAAAUGUCUGCCGCUGAGGCACGUGCCAAGCUGGCUUACCAGAACAGAUGGAAGACCAUCGCCUCCAACCCCAAGAUUGUUGUUAUUGCUCUGUUUGCUUCAUUCGGUGGAUUCGAGUAUGGCUACCAACAGGGUGUUCUCGGCCAGUCCCUUGUCAUGACGCGCUUCAAGGACAACUUCCCUUCCGUCGUCAACUCUUCCAGCGCCACGGGCUGGUUGACCUCCAUCCUCCAGCUCGGAGGUAUUCUGGGCUCCGUCACCGCCGGUGUCUUUGGCGAGGUUUUCUCCAGAAAGUACACCAUGUUCUCCGCCUGUCUCUGGGUCGUGCUCGGCAGCUACCUUUACACCGGUGCAAGCUACCACAAGCCUGAGCUCCUCUAUGCGGGUAGAUUCUUCACUGGUGUCGGUGUCGGAACCUUCAGUGGUGUUGGUCCCCUUUACAACGCCGAGUUGGCAGCCCCCGAGAUGCGUGGAUUUAUCGUUUCCUUCUACCAGUUCGCCACCAUUCUGGGUAUUAUGCUCAGUUUCUGGAUCGGUUAUGGCAGCAACUACAUCGGCGGCACUGGCAUUGACCAGUCUGACCUCGCCUGGAGACUUCCCUCUUACAUCCAGGGUGUCCCCGCCGCCCUCCUCGCUCUCGGCAUCUGGUGGCUCCCCUUCUCUCCUCGCUGGCUCGUCAAGCAGGGCCGUGAUGAGGAGGCCGUCAACACCAUUGCCUACCUCCGCAAGCUCGACGUCAACAGCGACCUUGUCCAGAUUGAGUUCAAGGAGAUCAAGGCCGAGGCUCUCUUCGAGCAGCGUGCUUUCCAGAAAGCGUUCCCCCAGCUCGCCGAGAAGGAGAAGACCAGCGUGUGGAUGCGCGAGGUCGCUCAAUACUGGCAGAUCCUGCGUUCUUGGUCCCACUUCAAGCGUGUGGCUACCGCAUGGUUGGUGAUGUUCUGGCAGCAAUGGUCCGGUAUUGAUGCCAUCAUCUACUACGCUUCCAACGUUUUCCAGAGCCUGGGUCUUACUGGCGGUACCACCGCCUUGCUUGCCACUGGUGUCACUGGUGUCGUCUUCUUCGUUUCCACCCUCCCCGCCAUGGCCAUUAUCGACAAGGUCGGACGUAAGCCCAUCUUGAUUGUCAGCUCAAUUGUCAUGUUGAUCUCCAUGGUCAUCCCCGCCAUCAUCGUCGCCAAGUUCAGCCACGACUGGCCCGGCCACCCGGUUGAGGGUUGGGUUGCGGUUGCUUUCAUUUGGAUCUACAUUGCUGGUUUCGGAGCUGGUUGGGGUCCCGUCUCCUGGACGCUCGUCAGUGAGAUCUUCCCCCUUUCUAUUCGCGCCAAGGGUGCCUCCAUCGGUGCCUCCAGCAACUGGCUCAACAACUUCGCCGUCGCUUUCUACGUCCCCUCCAUGCUUGAGGCCUGGAAGUGGGGUACCUACCUCUUCUUCGCCGUCUUCUUGGGCUGUGGUAUCCUCUGGGUUCACUUCUGCCUGCCCGAGACCAAGGGUGCUACGCUCGAGGAGAUGGACCGCGUUUUCGGCAGCAACACUGGUGCCGAGGAUGGCAUCAUGCUCGAGCAAGCGAGACGCGAUGUCGGUCUCACAGAGGACUUGGAGGAGAGCGCCAUCGCGGAGAAGAAGGGUCUGGAUGAUAGCCAGCACGAGACUGUCUAA